AUGUCUCGCUACUUCCCCCACACGGCCUACGCAGAAGACCAGCCCCUCGCCGGCACGAUCCUCACAGUCCACGUUCUCAUGCGUGGCUACACAACCGGCACGGUAGUGGGUCUCGGCGUCGCGGCCGCGAGUGGAGCCGCUCGCCGACUCCGCGGCACAAAGCCCGUGCCAGCCACCGCCGUCGCCGGUACCCCGUUCUCCACAUCGGCAACGACAGCACUCCGAAGCGCAGGCGGACUACGCACCCUCCUUCGUAAAUCAGGCACCGCCAGCGCUGUCGGCCUAGGCCUCACCGGCGUCGCCACGGUGGCGAGGAUGUACGGCCGCGAGGACAUUGAGUGGCGCGAUCGCGCAUGGAGGCUGAUGGAGAGCCGGAGCCAGCUGGAGGUGGACGACUGGACGUACGGUGGUGCGGCUGCGGGCGUUGCGGCGCUUGGUAUCGCGAGGGCGGCUGGUAUGAAGGGGAGUGCGCUCGGUGUGAGGGUCGUUGCUGGCGCUGCUGGGUUGGGGAGCCUUGCGGGCACGGUUGGGUAUAUGAUUUGGAGGUACGGUGUGCAUGGAGGGAAGUAUCCCGAUUAUGUCGAUCCCGAGGUUGCGUUGUCGAGGGUGAUGGCUCAAACGCCGCUGGAUAUCAAGACUGACGAAUCCAGCUCAACUCCCUCGCAGACUGUGUCAAGCACCGCGCAGUCUAACGACAUUUCAGACUGCGAAAUCUGCCACCAAAUCUGGAGCCGUCUCACGACGUCUCCUGGCGGCAAAUACCACGAUACUGUCAACCUAGGCUCCUUUGAAGAAGCCCUCUCUUCGAAAUGCAGCAGACAUGUACCCAUUGUCAAGAUGUUCCACGAGCUUUGCAGUAAAUCAAGGCAACUUAAAAGCCUCGACUCUGCCGAUGUGGGCAUCAGAUUCCCUCGAACAGGUGCGCUCCAGCUCACAGAAAACAUCAAGACCGGCGGCCGAUACGCCGACCUCUUGCUUGUGAAAAGGGACUCUAUUUCGAGCCACCCGGGUAUCGCUCGCAUCCUAGACCCAGAAUGGAUCGAUGCCAGCGUCGUGACAUCCUGGAAGCAGCAAUGCGCGUCCUCCCACGGCCCCAAAUGCGCCAACCCCGUCAAGAUCUGGCCGAUUCGCCCAGCCUGGGUGGUAGACACCGAGAAGCGAUGCAUCGUCCCGGGAGACGGUUGCGAAUCGUACGCCACGCUAAGCUACCGCUGGGGCAAGACGCCCGGAUUGCACAUCCUCAGCGAUACAAUCUCGAAGCUCCAAACGCCUGGCGCCAUUGACGACCCUGUUAUCGCUUCCCAGCUCGCACCUAUGGUACUUCACGCCGUGCACCUCACCUCCAUCAUUGGGGAGCGUUACCUCUGGGUCGACACCCUCUGCAUCAACCAUGCCCGGGCAGAAGAGAGCAAUCAGCAGCUCCAGCUUAUGGCCGCCAUCUUCGCAAACGCCUCACUCACCAUCGUCGCACUCGAUGGUGAUGCCGAGGACGGCUUUCCCGGUCUGCGGGGCGUAUCAUGCCCCAAACCCCAAAAGGACGAAGACGAAGAUUGGAGCCCAAUGCCCUUUGGCGACGAGCAGUUCAUCCGCGAUAAGAACAACAUUUUCAGCCUUAGUCACUGGGGGGCCUAUCAUAAGCGCGCGUGGACAUACCAAGAGUUCAAGAUGUCCCCACGACGCCUCAUCGUCAGUAAUCAUUCUCUGCACUGGAUGUGCCAGUGCAGCGUAUGGGAGGAGCAACUUCACCUUGGCGUUGAGGCUGGCAAGUACAUUGAUCCCCGCUUAGGCGAGAUCAUGCGCGGGAUGCCAAAUCUCGACUCCUUGGCCAACAUCAUUGCAGACUACAACCCGAGAGCUCUGACAUACGACGAAGAUGCCCUGCCCAGCAUCAGCGGUCUCUUAAAUGUCAUCAGUCGGUGCUUCUCGGGCGGCUUCCUCUAUGGCAUCCCGGAGAUGUACUUUGAAGCGGCACUCGGUUGGACGCCGUACUGGAGCCACACCGAUCUCCGACGACGGACUGUCUCUGAUCGCCCUACUGCGAGCCAACUCGGUCCAUGCGGUCUUCCGUCUUGGUCGUGGGUGGGUUGGGAAGGUCUCGUCUCCGUCGGGCGCAAUGAAGCCGGUCCAGCGAAUCCUCUGGCUUACUCGAUCAGAGAGACAAUCCCCAUAACCACGUGGUACGCCUGCGCCACGCCGACAUCAGCGCAGAGAAGAAAAAUCAGACCCUCCUGGUUCGAGAAUCGCCAGGCGUACAAGGACUGUACUCGGCACUUGCCUCCAGGGUGGACUCAACAAGGGAUUCCUAGUCCAAGACACGGCGAGCAAGGGGACGUACUGCUUCACCCCGAUGGGUGCGACGAGUAUACCUUUAGACACAGUAGUAUGUCUGACCAUGACGACGAGCACCCGUGGUACUGGCCUUUCCCCGUGCCGGACAUUCAGAAAUCGACGCAGCCGUUCAUGCCGGAACAGACGCUGUACAUUAGCUGCGAUACCCGCCGCGCCCGCGUGUCUGCUUUUCAGACAGACGAACACAAUGACGUCUCGCUCUAUAGUGAGGAGAAAAAGAUUGGGUGGUUGCGAUUGCACAAUAAAGGUCAACUCGAAAUCUUCCCUCACCUGGAUGUCGGAUGGGCUGCUGCGAAGGAGGUCGAGUUGGUUGCCAUCUCCCGCGUGCGAAACUACAAAAAGACCUUUGAUGAGACGAUCAAACGCUACGCGCACCCGUUCACGGCCUCAGAGGGGUAUAGCGUGCUGUGGGUGGAGUGGGUUGACGGGGUCGCGUACCGCCUCGCGAGUGGUCAUGUCGACAAGACUGCGUGGGAGGGGCUGCCUCUAAAGGAUGUGUCUUUGAUUCUGGGGUGA
Colletotrichum costaricense is the source of this 2865-nucleotide messenger RNA. RefSeq lists its product as uncharacterized. NCBI's taxonomy places the organism in Eukaryota, Fungi, Ascomycota, Sordariomycetes, Glomerellales, Glomerellaceae. The coding region runs from base 1 to 2865 and encodes 954 amino acids. The record is from RefSeq and is a predicted model, not a curated record. The transcript is spliced from 2 exons.